CAUAGGUUAAUUUAAGUUUAACCCUGACAAAAGUUGAAAUGAAGUAAUCCUAAAGAAAUGAAUUUUCCUUUAAUUAACGCGAUGGAGAAAAACAGAGGGUUCAAGAGUCAAAAACAGAGUCCAUCACAUCAAUGGAGCUAACGAGUCCCCUCCGCCUCCCGCUCUUCCUCUUCUCCGCGGCAUUGAUGUUGAAUUCGGCUAUUUCGCUCGGAAUCAACUACGGCCAGCUCGGAAACAACCUCCCCCACCCCGAAUCAGUGGUCCCGCUCGUCAAAUCCAUCGGCGCCCGCAGCGUUAAGCUCUACGACGCCGAUCCCCGCGUCCUCAAGGCCUUCGCCAACUCCGGCGUCGAAUUCAUUGUCAGCCUCGGCAACGAGGACCUCGUCCGCAUGCGCGACCCCAAGCAGGCCGCCGCGUGGGUGAAAUCGAACGUCCAGUGCUACCUCCCGGCCACCAAAAUCACCUUCAUCGCCAUCGGCAACGAGGUCCUCACCCUCAACGACUCCGCCCUCUCCAACAGCCUCCUCCCGGCGAUGGAAUCCGUCCACGCCGCCCUCGUCUCUCUAAACCUCGACAAGCAGGUCGCCGUCACCACCGCGCACAACCUCGCCAUCCUAGACGUCUCCUACCCGCCCUCCGCCGGCCAAUUCCGCCGCGAUCUGGCGCAGAAGCUCUCCUGCAUCCUCGAAUUCCACAGUAAAGUCGGAUCCCCCCUUUUCAUCAACGCCUACCCCUUCUUCGCGUACAAGUCCAAUCCGAAGCAGGUGCAGCUCGAUUUCGUGCUGUUCGGGCCGGGCUCGGGGAUAAUCGACCAGGGAUCGGGCUUACACUACUACAACAUGUUCCACGCGCAGGUCGACGCGGCGUACGCGGCGAUGGAGAAGCUAGGGCAUAAGGAUGUGUGUUUGCAGAUCUCGGAGACGGGGUGGCCGUCGAAGGGGGACGCGGACGAGGCGGGGGCGACGCCGGAGAACGCGCGGCUGUACAACGGGAAUUUGAUGAGGCUGAAGAAGGGGACGCCGAUGAGGCCGAAUGCGGACUUGAAUGUGCACGUGUUUGCCUUGUUUAAUGAGAAUCAGAAGCCCGGCCCGACCUCUGAGAGGAAUUUCGGGCUGUUCAAGCCCGAUGGCACCCCGGUUUAUAAUUUGGGGUUUAAUACCACGGGAUUGGGAUUGGGAAUGGGAUCGGUGAGUGGUAACUCUUCCGUGUCGGAUGGCGGCACGUCCUCGCCGGAGGGCCCCUCCGACGGCUACUUGGCAAUUACUUCCGACCACGCGAGGAGCCUUCCUCUAUCAGUUUUGUGCAUGGCGGUUUCGGCCGUUGUAGCAUUUCACCUCUGAUCAUAAUAUCCAAGGUUCAUACAGAGAAUCACUUGAAAAGAAGAAGAAGAAGAAGAGAGGCAGAUGCAAAAAAGGCUAGAGGCAGCCCCGGCCACAUCCAGUUAGCAGUAUGGAGAAUUUAGGAAGGUCGGCUGAAUUAUUUGAGUGAUGGGAUAUGAGGAGAAUUGAGAAAGAUGCAUUGCUCUUUGUUACUUUUAGGCUGGCAUUGAGUAUGUGCUUUUUUCCUCUCUGUUUUUUCGCCACUUAUACCCUAGAUUUUAUUUGAUGCUGUGGAUCAUGGACCACCACCUAUUAUUUAUUUCACCUUCCAUUAUUAUUAUUCGUUUCUCUUGAAUUUGGGAUCCUAUUAUAAUAAUUAUUCAUUCAUCCUGAAA
Molecule: messenger RNA, 1714 nt
Organism: Salvia splendens (bonfire salvia)
Lineage: Eukaryota; Viridiplantae; Streptophyta; Magnoliopsida; Lamiales; Lamiaceae
Product: glucan endo-1,3-beta-glucosidase 11
Exons: 3
Coding region: 132-1340 (402 amino acids)
Biological process (GO): carbohydrate metabolic process
Molecular function (GO): hydrolase activity, hydrolyzing O-glycosyl compounds
Source: RefSeq, a predicted model, not a curated record